This is a messenger RNA of Aegilops tauschii subsp. strangulata, 570 nucleotides long. NCBI's taxonomy places the organism in Eukaryota, Viridiplantae, Streptophyta, Magnoliopsida, Poales, Poaceae. The record is from RefSeq and is a predicted model, not a curated record.
AUGCCAGCGGCCAUAUCGUCGCCCUGGUUUUGGCGCUCCAGCGCGCGGGAAAGGUUCACGCGCGCGGGGGAAAAUCGGCCUAGCGCGCGAUGGUUUUGGCGCUCCAGCGCGCGGGAAAGGUCCGCGCGCUUGUUUUGGCGCGCCGCGGCCGGCUCCCUGCACACUCUGUUCGCCGCCCACUCGUCUCGCCCCCUCUCACUAGUCUCGCCGCCUCUACACCACCAUGUCGAUGCGCACCUGGGCGCUUCGGAUUUUCGCGUAGUCCGCGAGCGCCGCUCCGGCGCCUUCUCCUCCGAGAUCUGGUUUGGCGAGAAACGCCUCAUCGUCGGCACCUUCGACACCGCAGAGGAGGCGGCCCGCGCGCACGACCCGACGGCGUGGCGCCUCCUGAGGCCUUGUCGGGAGAUGAAUUUUCCUGACGUGUCGAGCCAGCGGGCGCAGGAUCUCACGCCUCUGCCGCGGCUUUUCACCGAGGAGGAUCGUUGUGUCCACCGGAGGCGGCAGCGUCGCCUCGCCAUCGCCGAGAUGGACGUGGAAGCCAUGGUGGUGUGGCGCGAAUGCUUCCCGUAG